CCCGAACGGUUCAUCCAAGUGCCUGCCGAUCACCCAUACAACAUGGACAAAAUACCUCGUCCGCCUGGGAGAUGACAAGCCUGUUGACCGGGAUGCCAUGACGAGAGCUAAUUCUGCCGCUUGAGUGCACGGGUAUAAAAAGAUGUGUGAGCCCUGCUGACCAUGACGGUCCCCAUCACCAGCACCUUCACAGCUCGAAGCAGAUCGGAAACGGCAAUAUGGUUCGUCUCGGUUCCCUCUUCAUCGCUACCCUCUUGGGUGUCGCCGCCGCUCACGGAAAUGACAACCAUGGUUCCGACAAAUCCAGCAACAACAAGCACCAGAAGUCUGAGGAGGACCGUGUUCGUCCUCACAAGUACGCCGGUGGAUCUCUUGCUGACACCGACAACCUGAGCUGGAACGGUGUUCCUACCAAUGAGACGGAUCACGUCUACACCAAUGCCCCCGGUGCUCACGUUUACCGUGCGCCCAAGGGAAAGAAGAACGUCAUUCUCAUGAUCUCUGAUGGUUUCGGUCCUGCGUCCGAGUACUUUGCUCGCUCCUUCUACCAGUAUAAGCAGGGUCUCUCUUUCGAGACCCAGCUUCCUCUCGACGAGCUCUUGACUGGUUCCAUCCGUACUCGUGCCAUCGACUCCCUCAUCACUGACUCUGCUGCCUCUGGUACCGCCUACUCUUGCGGCAUCAAGUCCUUCAAUGACGCCAUCGCUGUCGACCACAAGGGUGAGCCCUGUGGUACCGUCCUCGAGGGUGCUAAAAAGCUCGGAUACGCGACUGGUCUCGUUACCACCUCCCGUAUCACCCACGCUACCCCUGCAGUCUUCUCUUCCCAUGUUACCUUCCGUGACUGGGAAGACCUCAUCGCUCAGCAGCAGAUCGGCGACAACCCUCUUGGUCGUCAGGUCGAUUUGUUGAUGGGUGGUGGUCGUUGUUACUUCACUCCUCAGUCCACUGAGAAGUCUUGUCGUGAAGACGACCGUAACCUUAUUGAGGAGGCUCAGUCCGCCGGUUUCUCUUACAUCGAGGACCGUGCUGGCUUCGAUGGCUUGAACAACGGUUCUUCCGUUGACUUGCCUUUGUUGGCUCUCUUCACCCAGUCUCACAUGUCUUACGAGAUUGACCGUAAGGCAUCCAAGGAGCCUUCUCUUGCUGAGAUGUCCCUUACUGCCCUCAACGCCCUUAACAAGGCCCAGGUUGACCAGGAGGAGGGUUUCUUCAUCAUGAUUGAGGGUGCGCGUAUCGACCACGCUGCCCACAACAACGACCCUAUUGGACAUUUGCACGAUAUCCUCGCUUACCAGGAAGCCGUCAUGGCUGUCCGCAACUGGGUCGACGAGCACCCCGAGUCUCUCCUCAUCUCUACCUCUGACCACGAGUGUGGUGGUCUUGCUCUUGGUCGCCAGGCCAACUGGACUGACUCUCCCUUCUACGGCUGGUACCCCUCUGCCCUUGCCAACGCUACCAACUCCACCGAGGUUGUUGGGUCCGCCGUUGCCAAGAUGGUCAACCACACCGAUGCUGAGCUCCGCACUUACCUCAACCAGACCGUUCUCACCCAGUGGAUGGGUAUCGAUGAUGCCACCACCACCGAGAUCGACUCCCUCAUUUGCAACCGCAACACCUCCUCCAUGGUUACCUACCAACUCUCCGACAUGCUUAACCGCCGCGCCGCCAUGGGCUGGUCAACCCACGGCCACUCCGGUGUCGACGUCAACCUCUACGCCUACGGUGCCGCUGCCGAAGCCGGUCUCUUCAUCGGUAACCACGAGAACAUUUUCAUCGGAAAGUUCAUUGAAGAUUACCUCGGCUUGGACUUACACGAAAUCACGACUGUGCUCAACAACGGGACCUUUCCUGAUCCGUAUAGUGGUGCGGAUCUUGCCAACUUCACGAGGAAUUUGCCGGUGUAUGACCAUGAUCAUCGCGGUCUGGUGGAUCUGCAUGCUUCGUGCGGUAUGUAAGGAUGACGAGAUAAAGAAAGAGGAGAGGGGGGAUUGGUUUGUGGAGAGGAUUCGGAUCAGACGGCGUUUGUGGGAAAAAGUAUUACGUUAGUGGUGUUGUAUUUGUAGUGUCUUUCUUCAGGGC
Messenger RNA from Saitoella complicata NRRL Y-17804, 2082 nucleotides. Its product is annotated as alkaline phosphatase-like protein. The record is from RefSeq and is a predicted model, not a curated record. The transcript has a single exon. The coding region runs from base 219 to 1958 and encodes 579 amino acids. Lineage: Eukaryota; Fungi; Ascomycota; Saitoellomycetes; Saitoellales; Saitoellaceae. Gene Ontology annotation, molecular function: alkaline phosphatase activity. Gene Ontology annotation, biological process: dephosphorylation. Gene Ontology annotation, cellular component: fungal-type vacuole membrane.